AACCCAGUUCUGAUUUUCUGUGCGUGUUGCAGGCUUUAGGCCUACAUAAAUCAAAGAGAAAUCCAGCCCAAACCAAACCUGUACGAUCCCAAACAUGCUGUAUUUACCCUCCUACACGGCAGGUCAAGUUUCAAAGUUUCCCUCUCCGGGUUACAUGAAACACAACAAAUAUUGACUGGGGCCAAGCGUCUAUCAGCACUCGGUGGAUUUUUAACCCUCAUUUUGGGAUCUCUCUGCUCCUGCUUCAGUCCCGGCUGAAGGACUGUAUCUGUGAGUGUCAAACCUCGGCCACCACAUACAGGCCUGGAACCAUGAGACGCCUGGCUCUCCUCCUAAGCCUGCUGGUCCUACACCAAGCCCACUGCUUUGAGUUUGUGGUAGAGGGAGAGUGGGAGACGGAAACGUCAUUAGAGGAACAACAUGGACGAUUUAGGAGGGCGAUAUUGACCAGUGAGGAGCAGGAAGACUUUGAGGCCAUCCGGGGUGAUGACAUUACAGUUAAGAGCUACAAGAUGGAGAGCCGCAUCACGUCGCGGUUCUGCCACACCACGGUCAAGAGCUCUGUGAUCAACUCUGGUCCAAAUGCCCAGAGCAUUGGCUUCAAUGUCCAGAUCCCCAAACGAUCCUUCAUCACCAACUUCACCAUGAAUGUGAAUGGGAUAACGUUUGUGGGCUCAGUGAAGGAGAAGACUGUGGCUAGGAACCUCUACGCUCAGGCUAGAGCCAGAGGGAAGGCUGCAGGCAUCGUCAGGGCUAACUCACAGGACAUGGAGACCUUUAAGACGGAGGUCCACGUGCCUCCCGGCAGUAAGAUAGAGUUUGAGUUGCACUACCAGGAAAUGAUGCAGAGGAAGCUGGGCUUCUAUGAACACUCACUACACCUGCAGCCCGGACGACUGGUGCCCCACUUCCAGGUGGAUGUGUAUAUCUAUGAGCCCAAUGGCAUCGCCUCUGUGGAGACACCCAACACAUUGGGAGAGCAUUUCAGCGGCAUGGCCAAACUCACCUCCUCUAAGGACAAGGCUCACGUGGUGUUCAAGCCCUCGCUCCAGCAGCAGAGGAAGUGUGAGAACUGCACCACCACCGCUAUCGAUGGCAUCUUUACCGUCAAAUACGACGUCCUGAGAGACAGCAAUGCCGGGGAACUACAUGUUUCUGAUGGGCAUUUUGUGCAUUUCUUCGCCCCGACGAACCUCUCCCCCCUUCCUAAAAACAUUGUGUUCGUCAUUGACGUCAGUGGAUCUAUGUGGGGAGUCAAGAUGAAGCAGACUGUGGAGGCUAUGCAGACCAUAUUAGAUGACCUGACUAUGGAUGACUACUUCAGCAUUGUUGACUUCAACCACAACGUGCGCUGCUGGAGUGAGGAGCUGGUUCCAGGCAGCACCAUACAGGUGGCUGAGGCCAAGAAAUACAUCCAGAACAUCAAACCCAAUGGAGGCACCAAUAUCAACGAGGCGUUGCUGAGGGCGGUGCAGAUGCUGGUGAAGGCGUCCAAUCAGGGCAUGAUCGACCCACGCUCAGUCUCCAUGAUCAUGCUGGUGUCUGAUGGAGACCCCACUGUCGGAGAGAUCAAGCUCAGCACCAUCCAGAAGAAUGUGAAGAAGGUCAUGAGGGAGGAGUUCUCUAUCUUCUCACUAGGCAUCGGCUUCGAUGUCGACUACGACUUCCUGGAACGCAUCGCCAUGGAGAACAGGGGCGUGGCCCAGAGGAUCUACACCAGCCAUGAUGCCUCAGAGCAGCUACGGCGGUUCUACAGCCAGAUCUCGUCUCCACUCCUGAGGAAGAUCACGGUUCAGUUCCCAGAGGACUCUGUCUCUGACGUCACCCAGAACCACUUCGACAAGUACUUCAGUGGCUCAGAGCUGGUGGUGGCUGGGAAGGUGCUGCCCUCUGAGUCCAAUACUCUAAACAGCUUCACCACCGCAUCCGCUGAUCGUCUGGACCUGUCCCUGCAGACUGAAGCAGACUACCUGGAGCUAGACGCUGCGCUGGCCCAGCAACAGCAUGCCUUCACUGGCUUCGCCAGACAGAUGUGGGCCUACAUCACUGUCAACCAGCUACUGGCUGAGAGGUCCCUGGCCCCCACUGCUGGUAAGAAGAGGAAGAUCACCCAGAGGAUCCUGACCCUGGCUGUGGAACACCAGUUUGUUACGCCCCUCACUGCCCUACUGGUGGAGAGUGAGGAGGCCAAGGAGAAGCUGCUCGCUGACUCCCCGAAGGACCCCAAACAGGGCUGCUGUGGAGGAGGAUCUGGAUCUGGUAUGACUGCUCUCGGAGGAAGGACUCCAGUGCAGGUGGUUCACAGCAUCCCCCCCUGGGUCCAGUUGACCACCCCUGCCCCCCCUAGCCACGCCGAGAGGCCCCUACCAGAUCACAUCACCAUAGUGGAGAACGACCCUCACUUCAUCGUCCACCUGCCUAAAAACAACAUGGACGUCUGCUUCAACAUCGACUCAGAGCCUGGACACAUCCUCAACCUGGUGUCAGACCCCGGUGCAGGUGUGGUGGUGAAUGGCCAGCUGGUUGGCUCUAAGAGGGUGGAGAUGAAGGAGAAGGAGAAGGUGAACACGUACUUUGGCACCAUCUCAGUGUUCUACCAGCCUGACGGCAUCAGGGUGUCAGUCAGCACUGACCGUAUCGUCCUGACUGACGACAGAAACAACCACUCCUUCAGCUGGGGAGCCAAGACCGACAUCACCCAGGACAGGGUGAAGGUUUCAAUAGUGAAGGACUCCAAGGUGAUGGUGACGGUGGAUGACAAGAUCACUGUGAUGGUGCUGCUACAUCGUGUGUGGAAGAAACACCCAACCCACGUGGACUUCCUGGGCCUCUAUAUCCCCAACAACAACCAGUACUCCUCUCAGGCCCACGGCCUUAUAGGUCAGUUUGGCCAGGAGCCAGAGGUGAGGGUGUUUAACCUGCACCAGGGAGCUGACCCUCUGAAGAAGGAGGCCACUAUGGAGGUGAAGGGCAACAAGCUGGUCGUCACCAGGGGCUGGCAGAAGGACUACAGGCAGGAUAAUAAACGGGGAUCUGUCGUCUUCUGCUGGUUCAUCCACAACAGUGGCAAAGGCUUCAUCGACGGCCAUUACACCAACUACAUCGUCCCACGACUCGACAGCUUUCUGCCGCUCCCACUCUGAGCGACCAAUCGCAAGGCACACAGGGGUACCAUGUAACCCAGGCAGUCAGAGACAGGGUGUAGUUAUAGGGGAUAUUCUACGGUACAGGAGACAUAUAUGCAGCCAAUCUGAAUACAGACACAUAUGUUAUUACCUGUUUUCAUAUCACAUCUGUCUGACAACUCUCACGGUUUAUAAAAAGCUAAGGAAAAAGCUGUAGCAGUAUGUAUAGAAGUGUGAAUGUUUCAUUAUUUUCAUGAAGACUACGAUGCCAGCUUUGAACUUUGUGUACACACACACACAGAUUUCUUAACCAGAACAUUCUAAUGACUGUUGUAUUACUCAGACCUCACCUGACAUGGCAAAAUCCAAAUGUUUUUCAAUCAAUCAUUGUAUCAAACAUUUCAUAGGUCAAUUGUGUUGUACUUUAUUCAAUAAAAUAAUACAACAUUACAAUUUAA
Messenger RNA from Coregonus clupeaformis (lake whitefish), 3583 nucleotides. Its product is annotated as inter-alpha-trypsin inhibitor heavy chain H2. The record is from RefSeq and is a predicted model, not a curated record. Gene Ontology annotation, molecular function: serine-type endopeptidase inhibitor activity. NCBI's taxonomy places the organism in Eukaryota, Metazoa, Chordata, Actinopteri, Salmoniformes, Salmonidae. Gene Ontology annotation, biological process: hyaluronan metabolic process. The transcript has 20 exons. The coding region runs from base 312 to 3143 and encodes 943 amino acids.